GAGCGGAACGCAUAACCGAGGCGGCGAGCAGCCCAGGUUAUCUGAGCCGCUCGGUCUUGGGUGACUGCGCCCAGAUUUCAGGGCGGCGGCGGCAAAGGCGAGACGCGCUGUCGGGCCGCAGAGAAGCCGAGAAGCGAGACCCAGGCCCAGACGGCAGCGGCGGGGAGCAGAGCAUGGAACAGCGCGCGGGCCGGGCAGUCCUGAAGUUGAGUUUGAGAGGCGACACGGCGGCGGCGGCCGCGCUGCUCCCGCUCCUCUGCCUCCCCAUGGAUAUGCACUGCAAAGCAGACCCCUUCUCCGCGAUGCACCCAGGGCACGGGGGUGUGAACCAGCUCGGGGGGGUGUUUGUGAACGGCAGGCCCCUGCCCGACGUGGUGAGGCAGCGCAUCGUGGAGCUGGCCCACCAGGGCGUGCGGCCCUGCGACAUCUCCCGGCAGCUGCGGGUCAGCCACGGCUGUGUCAGCAAAAUCCUGGGCAGGUACUACGAGACCGGCAGCAUCAAACCCGGAGUGAUCGGCGGCUCCAAGCCAAAAGUGGCAACACCCAAAGUUGUAGACAAGAUUGCUGAAUACAAGCGACAGAACCCAACUAUGUUUGCCUGGGAGAUCCGGGACCGGCUUCUGGCGGAGGGCAUCUGUGACAACGACACGGUGCCCAGCGUCUCUUCCAUCAACAGGAUCAUCCGGACCAAAGUUCAGCAGCCUUUCCACCCAACGCCGGAUGGAGCUGGGACCGGAGUGACUGCCCCUGGCCACACCAUUGUUCCCAGUACGGCCUCCCCUCCUGUUUCCAGCGCCUCCAAUGAUCCAGUGGGAUCCUACUCCAUCAACGGGAUCCUGGGGAUCCCUCGCUCCAAUGGCGAGAAGAGGAAACGUGAUGAAGAUGUGUCCGAGGGCUCAGUCCCCAAUGGAGACUCCCAGAGUGGCGUGGACAGUUUGCGGAAGCACUUGCGGGCCGACACCUUUACCCAGCAGCAGCUGGAAGCUUUGGAUCGGGUCUUUGAGCGUCCUUCCUACCCUGACGUCUUCCAGGCAUCAGAGCACAUCAAAUCAGAGCAGGGGAAUGAGUACUCCCUCCCAGCCCUGACCCCUGGGCUUGAUGAAGUCAAGUCGAGUCUAUCUGCAUCCACCAACCCCGAGCUGGGCAGCAACGUGUCAGGCACGCAGACAUACCCUGUUGUGACCGGUCGUGACAUGGCGAGCACCACUCUGCCUGGUUACCCCCCUCACGUGCCCCCCACUGGCCAGGGAAGCUACCCCACCUCCACCCUGGCAGGAAUGGUGCCUGGGAGCGAGUUCUCCGGCAACCCGUACAGCCACCCCCAGUACACGGCCUACAACGAGGCUUGGAGAUUCAGCAACCCCGCCUUACUAAGUUCCCCUUAUUAUUAUAGUGCCGCCCCCCGGGGCUCCGCCCCUGCCGCUGCUGCCGCUGCCUAUGACCGCCACUAGUUACCGCGGGGACCACAUCAAGCUUCAGGCCGACAGCUUCGGCCUCCACAUCGUCCCUGUCUGACCGCCCGCCCCGGAGGGAGGGAGGAUCGACGCGACCCGAAGCCUCCCGGCCACCGCCCCAGACCCAACCCCCCUGCCAAGACCCCUCCAGCCCUUCACUUCAUCCCGUCCGAGGCGGGACAGGACGAGUGAAGCCGCGGGCGGGACCCUCAGGCCCGGGCCCGCCGCCCCCAACCCCGCCCGCCGCCCCUUCCCGCCUGCUGGACUGCGCCGCGUCGCGAGGAGGGCCCGACCCAGUUCGUCCCCGCCUCGCCGGAGCUGGCCCGGAGCCCACCAGCCGCACCGCCGGACUCUGGCCGGGCCCGCCGCUGCGCGGGGGGACACGCUUCUGUGACACACAAUCAGCGCGGACUGCAGCCUGGCCCAGCCCGGGAGCAGCCCGCCUCGGACGCUCCGGCGAGCGCCGGGAGGCUUCGCUGGAGGGACUGGGCAAAGGAAAUGAAGAACAAAACGAUUUUCUGCAGAAGGAGGAAGAGCCUCCUGCCGAGACCUCGGGAAAAUGUCCGAAUCCCGGCUUCAGCCAGAUAGCCCCCUACCUUCUGAGUGUGCCCUGCCAGGUGGAAUGGAAUGGGGGCGUGGGGGCCGGGCUUCAGGGAUGCGCUUUGGGGAUCGUCAGGCGUUUCCAAGGUUGGGACCCAAGGCACACAGGCCCCAGCAGCCCGCACCCACCGAGUCCGACCCUUGGCUCUUCCCAGCUCCACCUGAACUGCCCAGUUCUCAAGAGCCCAGGCAGCUCCUACUAGUGACCAGACUCUCAGCCCCCGCCUCGCCCCUACCUUGGCGUCUCUUCCGUCUACCCACCUCACAGCUCCUCCUCCUCCCCGUCCUUUUUCGAUCCCACGUCGCUCUGCAUCUCUCCUCCCUAACUCGCCGCCCUCACCUGAGUCUGCCCCCGUGCCUGCCUCAGGACCAGCUUCUGCAGGCCGCGGCACUGGUCCCCCCAGGCAGUUACCCGAUGACCCCCGCCUCCCGCCCCGACACAGACUCAAUCCGCCGGUGGUAGGAGCAGGGUGUGAGCUGGCGUCUGAGCUGCGCGGAGUGGAAGGUGGGGGGCUGCCCACUCCACCCACCUCCAUCCUCUUCCUCUGGCAGGAACUGAACAGAACCGCAAAAAGUCAAUUCUACAUUUAUUUAAUAUGAUGGUCUUUGCAAAAAGGAAAACAAAAACACCCAACAGGCUGCUGCUUUGUAGAAAGACGGUGUGUGUCUUGUGAAGGCGAACCCACGUGUAUAUAACCCCGCCCCUCCCGCCCCGCCCCUCCCGGUAGAGUCCCAGGUGCCCGCCCGCCUUGCCUGUAGAUAACGCCCCGCUGUCUGUGCUGUGAGAGUCGCCGCUCGCUGGGGGGGAGGGGGGAACACAGCUACACGCCCACUAAAGCACAGCACGUCCUGGGGGAGGGGGGGGCUUUUUUUAUGUUACAAAAAAUGACGAAAGAAAAGAAAUCUCUAUGCAAAAUGACGAACAUGGUCCUGUGGACUCCUCUCGCCUCUGUUUUGUUGGCUAUUUCUCUGUAAUUCCGUGUUUUCGCUCUCUCCUCCUCAUCUCUCUGCAUCGCUCCCCUUUCCAGCUCUCUGCUUCUCUCCGCCUCUGUCUCGGUCUCUCUCAGUCUUCGUCUCUCUUGUCUCUCUGUCUCUGUCCUUCCCUCGGCCUCUCUCCCCAGCCCUGCCCCGGCUGCCUUGCCCCCUGAGGCUAGACCAGAGGUGGCAACUCCAGCCCCUUGGUUCGCCCCUCGCGGCCGUGCCCGUGGGCUCUGGGCCGCCGGCGGCCGGGCCGCCCCGCCCCGUAGUUGCUCUCUCGGUAGCGGCGAUGCGCCCUGCAUGUCUCCUCACCCGUGGAUCGUGACGACUCGAAAUAACAGAAACAAAGUCAAUAAAAGUGAAAAAUAAAAAUCCUUGAACAAAUCCGUAAAGGCUUGGAGUCCUCGCCCAGAUCUCUCUCUCCUUCGAGCCUUUUUAUUUGAAAAGGAAAACGAGAAAAGAGAAUAGUUAAGGGAACUGCCGGUGCCCCGCCAGGCUCCAGCGGCCCAAGCGGGGCGGCGAGGGAGCCGAGGUUCAAACGUCGAGGCCCGGCCCAUUCCAGUCCCUGUAGGGCUGGCGCGACAGGGGCCCAAACCCAGGACCCAGCCGAACCCUCGAAAGUUUCCCGGAUGGCUCUGGUCUCCUUGGCCACCUUCAGCGCGUCGGUUCGUUUUGAUUCUUUUUCUUUUCUUUUCUGUGCACAUGACAAAUAAAUAAUAAUAAUAAAUAAUAAUUAAUAAAUAAUAAUAAUAAAAUUUUGUAUGUCA
This is a messenger RNA of Capra hircus (goat), 3799 nucleotides long. RefSeq names its product paired box 2 (gene PAX2). The record is from RefSeq and is a predicted model, not a curated record. NCBI's taxonomy places the organism in Eukaryota, Metazoa, Chordata, Mammalia, Artiodactyla, Bovidae. Gene Ontology annotation, molecular function: RNA polymerase II cis-regulatory region sequence-specific DNA binding; DNA-binding transcription factor activity, RNA polymerase II-specific. Gene Ontology annotation, biological process: anatomical structure development; regulation of transcription by RNA polymerase II. The coding region runs from base 174 to 1451 and encodes 425 amino acids. The transcript has 11 exons.